CAAACAAUUUGUUUGGCAUAAAUAAUCGAUCUCACAUUUAGUUAGUAUCGAACAACAAAACUUUAAGAACAUGUUGAGCUCGGUGGAUGAUCAGGUCAGUGCCUUCAUGCAGAAGGUGCGCGCCAAAGACGGACACGAGAAAGAGUUCCUACAGGCGGUCCACGAAGUCGUUGAGGCGGUUAUUCCCUUUAUCGCUGAGAAUGACAAGUACAACAACCUCAUGAUACUAGAACGCAUGGUGGAGCCUGAGCGUGUGAUUAUGUUCCGUGUACCCUGGAUGGACGACAAGGGACGCAUCCAGGUGAAUCGUGGCUUCCGAGUGCAGUUCAACUCAGCUAUUGGACCGUACAAGGGAGGUCUGCGGUUCCACCCAACUGUAAAUCUGUCCAUUUUAAAGUUCUUAGGCUUUGAGCAGACGUUCAAGAACUCUCUGACUACGCUUCCGAUGGGCGGGGCCAAAGGUGGGGCUGAUUUCGACCCAAAGGGAAAGUCCGAUAACGAGGUGAUGAAAUUUUGUCAAUCGUUCAUGACUGAAUUGCAGAGACAUGUGGGUGCUAACACCGAUGUGCCCGCCGGCGACAUUGGUGUCGGAGGUAGAGAGAUUGGAUACCUUUUUGGACAGUACAAGCGACUGAGUAACGAGUUCGUGGGUGUUUUGACCGGGAAAGCCAUGAGUUGGGGUGGUUCGCUGAUAAGACCGGAGGCGACUGGAUAUGGGGUGGUUUACUUCACGAAGCAGAUGUUGGAAGAAAAGGAUGGGUCGCAGUUGAAGGGAAAGAUUGUGGGUAUCUCUGGAAGUGGUAAUGUAGCACAGUAUGCGUGCGAGAAGGCUAUCGAGUUGGGUGCGAAAAUUAUUACAAUGUCGGAUUCCCAGGGGUAUGUGGUCGACCCUAGCGGUAUCGAUACCGAUAAACUGGAGUAUGUCAUGGACCUCAAGAACAAGAGAAGGGGAAGGAUCUCAGAGUAUGCAGAGAAAUACUCAGAAGCUACGUAUCACGAAGGACAACGCCCCUGGGGUGAGACUAUGGAUAUUGCAUUUCCAUGUGCCACCCAGAAUGAGAUCGACGAGGAAGAAGCAGAGGCUCUUGUGGCUAACGGGUGCAUAUGUGUUGCCGAGGGCGCCAAUAUGCCCAGUACACUCGAGGCUAUACAUGUGUUUCAGAAGGCAAAGAUACUGUUUGCCCCCGGGAAAGCAAGUAACGCUGGUGGCGUAGCUACGUCAGGCCUGGAAAUGUCGCAAAACUCUCAGAGGUACGCCUGGAGUAGAGAGGAGGUUGAUGAUAAGCUCAAGGAUAUAAUGGCGGCGAUACAUGACGAGUGUGUGGCGUUCGGUAAAGAUGGGGACCAUGUGGACUACGUGAAAGGUGCGAAUAUCGCUGGCUUUGUCAAGGUGGCCGAUGCGAUGAUGGAUCAGGGUGUUGUUUAAACUUAGUUUGAUUAAAUAGAUUAGGUCAGUGUGUCUCAGAGUUUGGGACUUUAGGUUAGUUUAGACUUCAAAUUCUGUUCAUUACUGGCACACGUCGGAAGUAAAGGAAUAUUACAUAGUUUGAAAGUCCUCUCAUGUGCUAGACUCUGCAACGAGCGCAGUCUGUGAGAAACAUCUGAAUCCACCACUGGCCCGGGGACUGAGGUGCAUUUUUAUUAGACCAAAAACCAUACGAUAAAUGCAGCGACAUUUUCUAUGACAUCAUAGCGGUAAAUGGAAAUUAAAUUAAAAGUCGGCGAUAAAAAUGCAGUGCAAUUCUAUGACAUCAUUGACCUCACCGGGGG
Messenger RNA from Sphaeroforma arctica JP610, 1770 nucleotides. Its product is annotated as NADP-specific glutamate dehydrogenase. The transcript has a single exon. The coding region runs from base 71 to 1426 and encodes 451 amino acids. Lineage: Eukaryota; Ichthyosporea; Ichthyophonida. Gene Ontology annotation, cellular component: cytosol. The record is from RefSeq and is a predicted model, not a curated record. Gene Ontology annotation, molecular function: L-glutamate dehydrogenase (NADP+) activity.